AUGGGGGUCACCUUCCUCCAGGCCAACCUCAACCACUCCGCUAGGGCGCAGGAUCUCCUCCUGCAAUCCAUGGCGGAGUGGGAUUUGGAUGUCGCGGUGGUCGCGGAGCCGUACGCGGUUCCCUCCCUGCCCCACUGGGCGGGGGAUCUGGAUGACCUCGUGGCCAUCGUGGCUAGGCCUGGUGCCGCCCCUCCCCUCGCGAUUAAGAAGAGAGGGAACGGCUUUGUGGUGGCGGUUCGGGGAGAGUACGCCAUAAUUGGUGUUUACUUCUCCCCGAACCGGGAUUUGCCGGCCCUGGAGCGGUUCUUGGAUGCCCUGGGGCCGGAGAUAAGGCGGUUAGCGCCCCUAAAGGUCUUCGUGGCCGGUGACUUCAACGCCAAAUCAACGGCGUGGGGGAACCCGGCCACGGAGCCCAAGGGGCGAAAGGUGGAAGAAACCCCAGAAUGGAGCAGACCAGGACCCCCUGGCAGCACCCGUUCACGAGUUGACGCAUGGGUCAGCCAUCGCAAAGCUCAACCAUAUUGGAGGGAACCUCACGACCCGGCCCACGACGCCGCCGCCAGAUUGACCAUUUUCGUGAGCAUGACGUACUCCAUUUUGUAG
Molecule: messenger RNA, 603 nt
Organism: Plodia interpunctella (Indianmeal moth)
Lineage: Eukaryota; Metazoa; Arthropoda; Insecta; Lepidoptera; Pyralidae
Exons: 2
Coding region: 1-603 (200 amino acids)
Molecular function (GO): catalytic activity
Source: RefSeq, a predicted model, not a curated record